Molecule: messenger RNA, 2367 nt
Organism: Erythranthe guttata (spotted monkey flower)
Lineage: Eukaryota; Viridiplantae; Streptophyta; Magnoliopsida; Lamiales; Phrymaceae
Product: serine/threonine-protein kinase WNK8
Biological process (GO): protein phosphorylation
Molecular function (GO): ATP binding; protein serine/threonine kinase activity
Source: RefSeq, a predicted model, not a curated record
GCCACUCUUUUUUCUCAUUGGUUUGUGGCUCAUUUCUGCUUCUGCUAAUUUUAUUUGGUUGUCCUUUUCCUUGUUUUUGCUGCUGCCGCUGUUGUUGUUCUUGUUGUUUAUGACCGGAAUGAGUUCUGGUGCGGGCUUUGGAUUGGCUCGUUCUACAGGAGAUGGAAGUGGAAGUGGGUAUAAAAAUGGGAAUAUGUUAGGUUUUCCAUUGACUCGAGGUAGUUAUGAUGAGGCUCAUGAUCAAGAGGUUAAUUACGUGGAGAAAUGUCUCAAAAACCGACAUGUUCGGUACAAUGAAGUUUUAGGCAAGGGCGCAUUCAAGACUGUGUACAAAGCGUUUGACCAAGUUGAUGGGAUAGAAGUUGCAUGGAACCGAAUCAAACUAGAUGAUGUGUUGCGGUCACCUGAGGAUUUGGAAAAAUUGUACUCCGAGGUUCAUCUUCUUAGACAACUGAAGCAUGAAAACAUUAUCAAAUUCUAUGAUUCUUGGAUCGAUGAAAAAAGGAAGACCAUUAACAUGAUCACAGAGCUUUUCACAUCUGGGAGCCUGAGGCAGUACCGGAGAAAGCACAAAACUGUUGAUAUGAAGGCUAUAAAGAACUGGUCUAGGCAGAUUCUCCGAGGUUUAGACUAUCUUCAUAGUCAGAACCCGCCUGUCAUUCAUAGGGAUCUCAAGUGUGACAAUAUUUUUGUUAAUGGAAAUCAAGGAGAAGUUAAGAUUGGUGACCUUGGAUUGGCAACAAUCCUGCAGCAACCUACUGCUAAAAGUGUUAUUGGAACCCCGGAAUUUAUGGCUCCAGAGCUUUACGAGGAGGAAUACAAUGAACUCGUCGACAUAUAUUCCUUUGGACUGUGCUUGUUGGAAAUGGUGACUUUGGAAUAUCCUUAUUGUGAAUGCAAAAAUCCAGCUCAAAUUUAUCGGAAAGUUACAUCGGGUGUUAAACCUGCUUCUCUUGGCAAGGUGGCUUCUCCUGAGGUCAAAGAAUUCAUUGAGAAAUGCUUGGUUCCAGCUUCUCAAAGGUUGUCCGCUAAGGAACUUCUUAAAGAGCCCUUUCUUCAAAUUGAGCACUCAGAAGUACCUACUCGUGAUUCAUUGCGAAUACCUAAUGAAGCACCUAGAUUUUUAAGUUCAUCCAAUUCCGGGUCUCGUUCUAUGGACAUAGAUCAUGAAUAUAACCAGUCUGUCUGUGCAGAAUACAAUUAUGGAGGUUCUUGUUCUUUAGUGUUGGAGUUUAAACGGUUACAUCUGAACAAUGAGUUUAGAUUGAAGGGGAAGAAAAACGAUGACAACUCGGUCUCAUUAACCUUGCGGAUUGCAGAUCAAGGAGGCCGAGUUAGGAACAUACACUUUUUGUUUUACCUUGAUUCAGACACGGCACAUGCUGUUGCAGCCGAGAUGGUUGAGCAGCUAGAUUUAGCAGAACACGAUGUAGCUUUCAUUGCUGACUUUAUUGAUUUCCUAAUUAUGAGAAUUUUGCCCGGAUGGAAGCCUUCGUCUGAUUGUUGUCACUCGAGUGGGGGAAGAAGUGCGAGUGGGCUAACAUUGAUGGGCGAUCAAUGGGAGACGCCCUUGUCUGGCAGUCCAUUACCAUUAAUGGUCAAGCAAGAUGAUGCGUAUGAGUACCAUAUUGAUCCUCGUACUUUUGUACCAACUGCAGCCGAUGGAAAUAGCUUACAUGGGAACUCCAAUUUUGCAUCUCCCCAUCUUACAUUUAUUUUAUCUCCAUGUUCGAAUAACUUGUCAUACGGAUCAGCUACUUCUGAGGUUGUCUUUGGUGAAGACUGUUUGAGAAUGAUUGAGAUGUGUAAAGGUUCGAGUGGUGAAGUCUCUGAAAUGGAGUUUAGGGAUCUGUAUUAUAACGAAAGUAGAAUGCACGCAACUGAAAGUGGCAAUGUUGAAUGUCCCCAAGAAAUGGUUUCCAAAAAUGUGGGGAGACUAAAAACAAGCAGCUCGACUUUGGUAAUAAAAGAUCCGGAGACAGAGCUGAAGUCGGAGCUUGAUGCAAUAGAAAUACAAUAUCAGCAAUGGUUUCAAGAACUUUCAAGGAUGAAGCAAGAAGCGGUGGAGGCCACCAAGAAAAGAUGGAUGACCAAAAAUAAAGUGGUGGUUCAUUGAGCUGCUACUGCUGUUUGUCUCUCUCCCUGCCCAUGUCCAAGUCUUUUUUUUCUUUCUCUUUUAUUUUUUAGUUGAGGACUUAAUUCUUUGUUUUCUAAUUCUUUGUUGUUUUUGGGUUGCUUUGUGUUGUAACUAUGGAACCUCGUUAAUUGGAUGUGGCUUCCGAUGCAGAACUAAUCAUCUCUUGAAACCCAGGUGAAAUGGCUCUUUUGUACAUAACUAUUGACUUCUGAAUAUAUUUCCAUUUCAUU